AUGGGCGGAUAUUUGAGCAUAACGGUAAAUAUUUAUAAAACUACUUGUAAAUUUUAUAUUCAGGUCCGUGGAUACUACUACAUCAAACACAAAGUCAAACUGGAGCAUCCUUAUUUGCCUUGUAUCAUUGAAUUUGGAGGAGGCCGUCACCGUUCUUACUACCCGUUGGAAGUUCUUUCUGUGACUGAGAAUAAGAUGAAAAAAUGUUUUUGAUUUUUUUCAAACAUAUUUUUUAAUUGUUAAAUUGUUUUGUCAAGUAAAUAUUAUGAACAUAGAAAAUUGUACUGCUGUAUUCAAACUUUUGCCUAGGAACUUAAGGUUUUCCCAUGA
Molecule: messenger RNA, 330 nt
Organism: Meloidogyne enterolobii
Lineage: Eukaryota; Metazoa; Nematoda; Chromadorea; Rhabditida; Meloidogynidae
Source: the annotation of a GenBank genome assembly